AUGAUGUUCGGCCUGGCCGAACAUUCGAAAGAAAUUAUUGUGUACGAGAUUUAUGAAGAUGGUGUUGCAAAGAAGGAUGGUCGCAUUCAAAUUGGUGAUCAAAUCGUUGAAAUAAACGACAAAAAAGCAUCUAGCCUUUCAAACAGAGAAGUGAUGAUGGAGUUGCGAAAGCGCGUGGAUACCAUAAAACUGUUGAUUAUGAGCAGCGCAGUGAAUUCCAACAUUCAGUUCGUUGAUUAUAACCGACUGAAAGAAAUGCAUUUUCAUAAAGAGCAAUUAAUCGUAAAUGUUGUGAAAAGGCCCGGUAAAUUUCUUGGUUUUUCAGUUGCAUCAGUUUGGAAUAAUAAAGGUCUAGCUAUCACUAGUGUGUUGAAAAAAAAUAGAUCAAUUGAUGAAGAAGAAGAAUGGCUAGUGGGUGAUGAAAUAUAUUCAGUUAACGAUGUAGUUUUAGAAGAUUUGCCAUCAGAAGAAGCUGUUCUCCUUAUCAAGAUUUUGUCUGGAAAUUUAAAGAUAGAGCUUCAUCGAAUGAAGAUUGGUUUGGGUCAUCAGACAGUUGAAUUAGCAUAUCCACUCAGCCCCUUCUCGCCAACUUCUUUCAACGCUGAAUUCAGUUUCAACCCCAAUGCUGUUAAACAUUCUAAAAUCAAGAGGUUUUUUAAUGAGGUGGUUAUCCAGGGCCCAUUUUAUACUGACUACGCCACUGAUUAA
This is a messenger RNA of Helobdella robusta, 708 nucleotides long. RefSeq lists its product as hypothetical. Gene Ontology annotation, cellular component: plasma membrane; cell-cell junction. Bases 1 to 708 code for a protein of 235 amino acids. Lineage: Eukaryota; Metazoa; Annelida; Clitellata; Rhynchobdellida; Glossiphoniidae. The record is from RefSeq and is a predicted model, not a curated record. The transcript is spliced from 6 exons. Gene Ontology annotation, molecular function: protein binding.